AUGGCCCUCUUGCUGCUCCUAUUCUCCUGGGACCUCAAGGGCCCACCCAACACGACGAUAAUCGUGACCUUAUCCCCUCGGAGUACUCAUGGUUCCAAUUGCCAGACCAGAGUCAUCAGCCUUCCACUGGGAUGUGGUGAAACGUCCCUAUUCCAGGGUCAUUCUCCAUUAACAAUUUCCAGGACGGAGUCGUUAUCUGCAGUCAACUAUGGGUUAUGUGAGGCCAAAAUGAUAUUCACCAAUGGCGAUGGACCCACAUUCCUGAACACCCCGAUGGGUUCAAAUUUCUUAUCGACCUUAACUGGAUCGACAAACACGCUGCUACAAGUGGGCGAAUUUGCACCACCACCACCUACAUCCCACCCUGUCCAAGGAUUUCCGCCACCUCCUCCAGAGACUGAAGCCAUUCCACCUGCAACCUUGACAACAAGGCACUUCCCUGCAGCUCAGCACCAGCAUAUGGCAGCAGCUGAGGAUGAUGGAGCCGGGCCUUUGAUGAAUCCACAGGCUAAUAUGCCCGGACCUAGCAGCAUGGCCCGAAAGGGCAAACAAAAAAAGGCCUAA
This is a messenger RNA of Cantharellus anzutake, 564 nucleotides long. RefSeq lists its product as uncharacterized. The record is from RefSeq and is a predicted model, not a curated record. The transcript has 3 exons. Lineage: Eukaryota; Fungi; Basidiomycota; Agaricomycetes; Cantharellales; Hydnaceae. The coding region runs from base 1 to 564 and encodes 187 amino acids.